UGCGCAUGUAACUAUUAGUCAAUCGUACGAUAGCCCAAGGUUACCCUAAUAGAAGUCAUUACUGUCGUGCUCGAAGGUGGCGUGUUCGACAGGUCGCGAUACUUAAGCGCUCGGAGCGACUCAGACCCAAGCGCAUUUGCCGUUAGAAACAUCAAGCGCGAUCGCGGCCUCGGGAAAUGGCGAUUUUACGAGUAGAUACCAAAUUCAUCAUUGUCGGAGGAGGAGGUACCAUCGGAUCGUCAACAGCACUGCAUUUGCUCCGGUAUGGAUACACACCUUCGAACAUCACCGUUCUCGACACAUACGAGAUUCCAUCUGCUCAAUCAGCUGGAAAUGAUCUCAACAAAAUCAUGGGCAUCCGCCUACGGAACAAGGUUGAUGUGCAACUGAGUCUGGAAGCGCGAGAUAUGUGGAAGAACGACGAUUUGUUCAAGGCCUUCUUCCACAAUACCGGCCGUCUCGAUUGUGAACAUACAGAGGAAGGCAUCAGAGAUUUGCGCAAGCAGUAUCAGACACUGCUCGAUGCAGGCGUAGGACUCGAAAAGACUAACGAGUGGUUGGAGACCGAAGACCAAAUCCUGGAAAAGGCUCCUCAACUCGAGCGUGAGAAGAUCAAAGGCUGGAAAGCCAUUUUCAGUGAAGAUGGAGGCUGGCUAGCAGCAGCCAAAGCCAUCAGAGCCAUCGGCUUGUAUCUGAAAGAGCAAGGUGUUAAUUUCGGGUUCGGUGGUGCUGGAUCAUUCAAAAAACCACUAUUCGCGGAAGACAGUGCAACUUGCAUUGGUGUAGAAACGGCUGACGGUACGCAAUACUACGCCGACAAGGUCGUACUCGCCGCGGGAGCCUGGAGUUCCGUACUGGUGGAUCUUGACGACCAGUGUGUAUCGAAAGCUUGGGUAUAUGCUCACAUGCGCCUGACACCUCAAGAGGUGGCCGAAUAUAAGAAUGCGCCGGUUGUGUAUAAUGGGGACGUGGGUUUCUUCUUCGAGCCAGACGAGUACGGUGUGAUCAAAGUUUGCGAUGAAUUCCCUGGAUUCACCCGGUUUAAGGAGCAUCAGCCUUAUGGUGCAAAGGCUCCAAGACAAAUCUCCGUUCCUAGGUCUCAUGCAAAACAUCCGACAGACACCUAUCCAGAUGCUUCCGAGAAGAGUAUCCGGAGAGCCAUCGACACCUUCCUCCCCCGGUUCAAGAACAAGAAAUUGUUCAACCGAUCACUAUGUUGGUGCACAGAUACCGCGGAUGCUGCAUUGCUGAUAUGCGAACAUCCGAAAUGGAAGAACCUGAUUAUGGCCACUGGUGAUAGUGGUCACACAUUCAAACUCCUACCCAACAUUGGGAAGCAUGUUGUAGAGUUGGUGGAGGGCGACUUGGCGGAAGAUCUCGCAAAUGCUUGGAGAUGGCGUCCAGGUGGAGAUGCGUUGAAGUCGAGGCGGGCAGCGCCGGCGAAGGACCUGGCGGAUAUGCCGGGGUGGAAGCACGAUACCCCAAAACCGAAGUUGUAGAUGUAGGUUAUGUGGGGGAAGGCAGAAGCGAACUGAAGUCACCCAAGGCAGCAGGAGGCCGGUGGCUAAGUGCAGUAGCGUACCUGUAGGUAGUGACUGCCGGGUUUAAGACAACGCAUGGAAAGCACGUAAAGUAUACAUCAGCGCAAUU
Molecule: messenger RNA, 1650 nt
Organism: Paraphaeosphaeria sporulosa
Lineage: Eukaryota; Fungi; Ascomycota; Dothideomycetes; Pleosporales; Didymosphaeriaceae
Product: FAD dependent oxidoreductase
Exons: 3
Coding region: 177-1499 (440 amino acids)
Molecular function (GO): flavin adenine dinucleotide binding; saccharopine oxidase activity; sarcosine oxidase activity
Source: RefSeq, a predicted model, not a curated record